AAAAGAGUUCUUCUUUGGAACUCAACAAUCAACAUAUUCAGGCUCUGACGCUCUGUUUUCCUUGGAGAUGGAUACACUGAUAGCCCAUUAUAGGCCCACAACUCUUGCCUUGGGAGCUACCAGCAGUUGCGCAGCAUCCAUUUGGAUCAAACCGUAGGCCCAUCACGAAUAUAAUAUUAUCAUUUUCGUAGUUGUUUUCUGUCUGCAAGAUUUAUUCUCUGCGUGAGUAAGAGGAAGGAAUCAACCCAAGCUUUUCCGGCGACAGGAGUGUGAUUUCUGCAUUAGCUUCAAUGGCUAACAAAUCUAAACCGAAGCCCAGAAAACUCUCUGUCUACCUCUACGUUCCCAAUCUCAUUGGUUACACGAGAAUUCUUCUGAAUUGCUAUGCAUUUGCCAUCUGCUUUUCAAGCAAAAGGCUUUUCUCUGCUCUUUAUUUUCUAAGUUUCGUUUGUGAUGCAGUGGAUGGUUGGUGUGCUCGCAAACUCAAUCAAGCUUCAACAUUUGGAGCUGUUCUUGACAUGGUCACAGACAGGAUUAGCACAGCUUGUCUUCUAGUUAUACUCUCCCAAGUUUACAGCCCUAGCUUGGUAUUCUUGUCAUUACUAGCCUUAGAUAUUUCUAGCCACUGGCUGCAAAUGUACAGUACAUUCGUAGCAGGCAAGGCAAGUCAUAAAGACGUUAAAGACAGCAGUAGUUGGCUUUUCAAGUUUUACUAUGGGAACCGGAUGUUUUUGGGUUUUUGUUGCGUGGCAUGUGAGGUUCUUUACAUAACCCUGUUUCUUCUUGCAGACAAGCAAAAUGAAAAUUUGAAGGAUGUUUUAAUGUCUACUCUAAAGCAGGGUUCUGCCCUUUCUUGUCUGGUUGGUUUAAGUUUAUUUGGAUGGUCAAUUAAGCAGGUUGUUAAUGUUAUACAGAUGAAGACUGCUGCAGAUGUGUGCGUGUUUUAUGACAUGGAGAAAAAGCAGUAGCUGUGAUUGAUAUCAAUCUUCUCUACCUUGGGGUGACAUCCUAGUUUUUGUCCAAACUGCCUAAUUUUUGGAUUGCUUUUACCUCUUUCUUCUAGCGGUUAACUUAACAUUUCGUUUUAAAUAUUGUUUCUUGUUUGUAAUUGUAAUCUGCUUGUGAGCUGUAAGAAACUAUGAAUGUAAUAAUCACACUAAUUUUCUCAAAAGUUAGACAAAGGCAGGAAAUUUCCUUGUUAUGCCCUCAUCUUUGUGAACUAAACUAGGAAAAAUGGUUUAAUGCCAUAAUCUGACAUUGAAUUCGCCAUGGAUGUGCAUGUGCCUGUAUAGCUGUGAAGGUGGUGCAAGAGAGUUCAUUUCUUCUGAGUUUU
This is a messenger RNA of Rubroshorea leprosula, 1333 nucleotides long. NCBI's taxonomy places the organism in Eukaryota, Viridiplantae, Streptophyta, Magnoliopsida, Malvales, Dipterocarpaceae. The record is from the annotation of a GenBank genome assembly.